AUGCCCGUCCGUGAGCAUGGAGAAGCUGACCGACAGGGCUCCGAGAGCUCCGGGAAUACUAGCUGGAUAUCGCAAGAAACAGUGCGGGAUAGCGAGGGACCGCCUAAGAAUCUGAGCAAGUCGGUAUCUGCACGCGAUGCCGAACCGUUCCCCGGUACUUUGAUGGCCAGAUCCGGAUCAUCCCAAGCUCCGAGAAUCGACUGGGGGUCUUCGCAUUGGUCAUGGAGCUCACCGGAUAUUUCGCCCACCGAAGAACGCAAAGGCUCUGGAUUUAGCAAGGAUCGAAAAGCGCUCGCGAUCCUUGGAGCUGGUGAUGAUUUUACUCGGACAUAUAACUCCAGCCCACACCCUCCACACCCCCCACCGAACAACCCCGCUCGCUCUAGUCGGGAUGGGCUCGACUCGAUUGCUCCGUGGGCCACAACGGGUGCCUCAGAUGGAGCUGGGACGUUUUUCAAUGAAUACUCUGAGCAUGAGGCAUCUCCAGCCUCUGCAACGUUUCGCCCCACGACAAGCCGGACAUUCGCCAGUGAACCGGCUGAUAUGGAUUACAACCGCGACCACAGGAGGCCUUCUACUGCGAGCAUGACCAGCAGCCAAGGAUCCAAAUCAAGUCUUAGCCAUAAGCCAUGGAGGAAAAAAUCAAAAGGAAUACCCACCGAUGAAUAUACGGCUUCUGACGAACCAGAGGAUGGUCAACAGAACCCUCCAAGCAGACGAGGGGGCCCUAUUGACCAAUUAAAAGCCCGUGAAAGAGCGAAUUCUGACGGAUCAGAUCCAUCACAGCGGCCUUCACGACCACGACCCGAAACACCCUUACCAUCAAGCGAUAUCACUCCUUGGGUGUAUCAAAAUAUCCAGGAUGUCUCUCAUUAUGGGGAAGCACCUGUGCGCCAAGUACCCAUCGGACCUGAUGGCCAAAGACUUGAAUCUCGAGCUGGAACUCACUCAGGAACUCGGGAAAAUAGUCGACGCGGCGCCAAUGGACAUCGUCAUUCCCGAAGUAAAGAGGAAAGACCUACACUGGCAGGCGACUUGGCUGGGUACCAUCGCCCCUCCGGUGGGCGCGAUGACCUUUUCUUGGGACUCAGGCCUUCCAAUGAGAGCUAUCUAAACUCAUCCACAGCCAUGAGCUCAGUGACAAAUCUUGGUGGUCGCUCAGCCAGUCCAACACCAAGCGUGCAGAGCGCUAUUUAUCGUGAUAGCGGCCAAAGCUCUCCAGGUGGUCCGCCAACCAAACGUGGCAUCUUCGACAGGGUGACAAGACACCUUAAACCAGGUCACAAACAGCACGAUAAAACCAAGCGCGAUCAGUCCCCCAACCGACGCAGACAGCCCAGCAUUGAAGGAACUUCCACCCCUCGCCAUGCUGAUGCAACGGACUCAGACCGGAAGAAGGAAUCUGGCAAAGGUCUUGGGAUCGGUGCCCGCAAGUUUCCUCGACGCGGCUUCACUCAUCUGGGCGAAAUCCCCAAAGAUGGUCAAACCCAAAGAGAAGACAGUCAUGUUUUCAAGCUCAAUACUGAUCUCACAGAUCUCAAUGGUAUUGUCACUGAUCAAGGAUUGAUAAAACGGGACGGCAUGACUACACCACGCGAAGAACUCAACUUGCCAGACAUGAUGCAGCAAGGAGACAUUGGUGACGACAGCUGGCACGCACCCGAUAGUUGGCAAGUCAAGAAGCAGCAGCAUGAUAUGGAAUUGGAAGCUCAGGAUAGCGAGCCGAAGCCCACUACAGGUCUUCGUGAUCGCGCCGGGCCCUCUUAUUUCAUCCGAGUAUUCCGCAUAGACCACACAUUUGCCACACUUUCUGCCGGUUUGAACUCGACAGUCGCCGAGAUUCUCUACAUGCUUGGACGGAAAUCGUUCUUGUCUGAUCAUCUGAAUAACUACGAGAUUGUACUCCGAACGAAUGAUCUAUCGCGGCAACUUGACCAUAAAGAGCGCCCGAUUCUUAUGCAGAAGCAGCUUUUGGAGAAAGUCGGAUACACGGAGAAGGACCGUAUAGAGGACAUUGGUCGUGAAGACCAUAGUUACCUCUGUCGCUUUAUCUUUUUGCCCACCAAGCUGAGCGGAUAUACAAGCUUGGAAGCUGAUCCUGGUUUCAACAAGAUGCAAAAGUUCAGCCAUGUUGAUCUUCAAGGUCGAAGCCUCGUGACCAUUCCCAUUACCCUCUACAAAAAAUCAUCAGAGAUCAUCUCUCUAAACUUAUCCCGAAAUCUAUCACUGGAUGUACCGAAGGACUUCAUUCAAAGCUGCAUCAAUCUGCGGGAGAUCAAGUUCAUUGGCAAUGAAGCCACUUACCUCCCGACCAGUUUCAGCUUGGCGAGUCGAUUGACCUACCUUGAUGUGUCCAAUAACUUCUUGGACCAGCUGGAGCAUGCGCGCCUUGACCGACUCACUGGCCUUGUUAGCAUAAAACUGGCAAACAAUCAAUUGACGAAGCUGCCUAGCUAUUUUGCCAAAUUUCAGUCUCUGCGAAGCUUGACCAUGUCGUCGAAUAGCUUCAAGAUUUUCCCUGAAUGUCUCUGCGAGCUAAAGAGUCUGGUUGAUCUGGACAUCAGUUUCAACGGCAUCGAGGAGCUGCCCAACAUCGGUCGAUUGAUCACGCUAGAGCGACUUUGGAUGACAAACAAUAAUAUGAGUGGGCCGCUUGACCAGUCCUUCCAGAGCCUUGUGAAUCUGAAGGAAAUUGAUGGACGAUUCAAUGCCAUCUCCAACAUUGAUAGUCUUUCUCGCCUUCCGCGCCUGGAGCAGGUCUUCUUUGGCCAUAACUUGGUAUCUCGGUUCAAAGGUGCAUUCCCGAGAUUGCGCAGCUUGCACCUGGAUCAUUGUCCCUUGACCCAGUUCGAUAUUGACGCCCCCAUGCCUACCCUAUCUUCUCUCAACCUUGCAUCUGCCAAGCUCUCUAAUUUUCGCGACGGGAUGUAUGAAAAUAUCGCCAAUGUUUCCAAAUUGAUUUUGGACAAGAAUCAUCUUUCAUCAAUUUCGGUACAAAUCGGCAAAUUGCGUCGCCUCGAACAUUUCAGUAUCAUCAAGAACCCACUGUCUUCUUUGCCUCCCACCAUUGGAUGCCUGACUGAGCUUCGGGAUUUCAAUGUAAGAGAGUGCAAUUUGAAGGCCCUGCCUGAGGAAAUUUGGCAUUGUUCUAAGUUAGAAACACUCAAUGUGUCCACCAAUAUUCUUACGACUUUCCCAAGGCACGGUGCACCAGUCCCACUGGUGCCCGGCGAACCGCCGCCAACACCUGUGGCAACCCCUGGAUUGACGGGAAGUCCGACCUGGGAAGAUCUAGGACCACUUAAUGAAGUGGAUUCUCGCCGUGAAAGUGAAAGCUCUGGCGGACCUCCUCCGUCUGGUACAUCGCCAAGCGGAUCCUAUCGAAAUCCGUCUAUUGUUCCGUCUGUAGGACAGUCUAGGAAAGUCUCAGCAGCAUCGCGAUCGGCCAAUACAGAAGGGAGCUUGAACUCGAGAAAGGACUCAUACUUCUCUCAACAAGCUGUAGCGAUCACGUUUGCAGGCUCUCUCCGGAACCUGUAUCUGGCUGACAACCGCUUGGAAGAUGAUGUGUUCCGGGAGCUGAUCCGCCUUCCUGAGUUGCGGAUUGUCAAUCUCUCGUACAACGAGCUUACUGAGGUGCCGCCGGGAGUUCUAAGACGAUGGCCCCUAAUCUCCGAGCUCUACUUAUCGGGCAAUGAGCUGACUUCCCUUCCAUCCGAUGAUCUUGAAGAAAUCAAUCAGCUCAAAGUACUUCACAUCAAUGCCAACCGUUUUCAAGUUCUGCCGGCGGAGUUGUGCAAAGUGAGCAAGCUGUCUAUUCUUGACGUUGGAAGCAAUGGCCUCAAAUAUAAUGUAUCCAAUUGGCCCUAUGACUGGAAUUGGAACUGGAACCGCAGCUUGAAAUACUUGAACUUCUCAGGCAACAAGCGACUUGAGAUAAAACCCAACAUAUCAUCCUUGGGUCCACCAUCGGGUAACGGUACAGAUCUCACUGAUUUUACAUCCUUGACUCAUCUACGGGUUUUGGGAUUGAUGGAUGUGACCCUUACCAUUCCCACUAUUCCGGAGGAGACGGAGGAUCGCCGUGUGAGAACAUCUGCCUCGCUGGCUGGCUCCCUCGCCUAUGGAAUGGCAGAUACACUAGGCCGGACCGAGCAUCUGUCCAUCAUUGAUAUGAUCGUCCCUCGUUUAAAGCCAGAUAAUGUUGAGACGUUGGUCGGCAUGUUCGAUGGCCAGGUCAACUCAAGCGGAGGUUCUCGGGUUGCAAAAUACCUACAUGAGCAUUUCACAUCUACCUUUUCUCAUGAGCUAAAGAAGCUUCAACGGGACCAGGGCGAGAGCCCAAUUGAUGCGCUAAGACGGGCUUUUCUAGGCCUGAAUAAGAAUAUGGCAGGGUCCGCGUACAGAUCGAUUGAUGAUCGCGAGCUUCGGCAGUAUCAUCGCGGAUCGAAUGCCUCCAAACAACUCAACCAGGAUGACAUCCAGUCUGGCGGAGUUGCAACGGUACUUUAUUUGAACAACAUGGAGCUCUACGCUGCAAACGUUGGUGAUGCACAGGCAAUUCUUGUCAAGUCGGAUGGUUCGCUCCGCUAUCUCACCAAGGUUCACGAUCCUGCUGAAGCGACUGAACGAGCUCGCAUUCGUGCUGCAGGUGGAUUUGUAGCCCGCAAUGGCAAGCUGAAUGAUUCGCUCACCGUGUCGCGAUGUUUUGGUCAUUUCCCGAUGAUGCCAGCUGUUAUUGCCGCUCCUUCCACCAUGCACACUACAUUAACUGAACAAGACGAGAUGAUCAUUAUAGCCUCAAAAGAGCUUUGGGACUACGUGACGCCUGAACUUGUCGUUGAUAUCACCCGGGGAGCGUACCCGGACCUCAUGUUCGCAGCCCAAAAGCUUCGAGAUUUAGCAAUCUCGUUUGGUGCUACUAACAAGCUAAUGGUGAUGAUCCUCGGCGUGAGUGAGCUACAGAAGAAGCAAAAGAAGUGGCCACGACCCAGUGUUUCCUUGGGGCCUUCUGCCUUCCCAGAAGACCAACUCAUUUCUACUUCCAAACUUCGAAAGAAGCCUCGUGAUAUCCCCAGUGACUCUCGCCUUGCACGGUUCGAUUACGUGGAUGCUCCCAUUGGGGAGCUGGCCAUCAUUUUCACUGAUAUCAAGAAGUCGACCGGUCUUUGGGAAUCAUGUCCGGAUGCCAUGCGGUCGGCUAUCCAAAUCCACAAUGAUAUUCUCCGACGACAACUUGGUAUUAUCGGUGGUUAUGAAGUCAAAACAGAAGGUGAUGCUUUCAUGGUGGCGUUUGCCACAACGACCGCUGCCCUCCUAUGGUGCUUUAACUGCCAAAACCAGCUUCUCGAGGCUGAAUGGCCCACCGAAAUCCUUGAGCAGCCGCAGUGUCAAGUUGUGGUGGACAUGGACAACAACAUUAUUUUCCGUGGUUUGUCUGUCCGCAUGGGAGGACAUUGGGGUGAGCCAGUUUGUGAGAAAGAUCCUGUGACCAAUCGUAUGGAUUACUUUGGUCCCAUGGUAAAUCGAGCUUCUCGAGUCUCCGCUGUUGCCGAUGGUGGUCAGACUUUUGUCUCGUCCGACUUCAUGAGCGACAUCCAGCGCAAUCUAGAGGUUUUUGCGGAUGCUGAACGUUCCGCAUCGACCAGUUCCACCGACAGUCAGUCGCGAGUUGAUAGUCUAGGCCACAAUAUUCGUCGUGAGCUACAGCAACUCAAUAGUCAGGGCUUUGUCAUCAAAGACCAGGGUGAAAGAAAGCUGAAGGGCCUGGAGAAUCCAGAGCCCCUCUAUCUCGUCUACCCGCAUUCGCUUGCUGGACGCUUGGCUGUUCAGGAAGAAUCCGGCGAUCAAGGUGGCCCGGCUCAAGUCCAGUCGAACUCGGAAUUGCAGCUUAAGACUGAUGUUAUCUGGCGUCUUUGGGAGGUCACCCUCCGACUGGAACGGAUUUGUGGUGCUUUGGAAAAUCCAGAUGACCCACAGCUCAGAGAACCCAAUGUUGCUCUGUUCAACAUGGUUAAGAACCACGGUGGUGAAUUGAACGAUUCCACAGUGAUCAGCCUGGUUGACCAACAGGUCACUAGAAUCGAGGCAACUAUAAAUACUCUUUCUGUUCGAAACUUGAUGCGUCCUUUCAAACCGGGCGAUCGUCUCGAAGACCACGCCGUACCCAUUGGCGAAGUGAUGCAACAAUUGCAGACCCAAAUGGCCGAAUACCGGGCCCUGAAAGAGCAGAUGGCCACCGGGAGUGCAGGCAUUCCCGGCGGGUCACCUCCAUUUGGUAGCACUCCUAUGCAUGCAUCCGAUAGUGUCGAAAGCAACGUUACAUCCUCCUCCUCUUCUUUUCUCCACCUCGCUGAGGCAGCCCAUGCCCCUCGUUCCUUCGACAUCCAAGGCAUCAGUCCGUGA
Messenger RNA from Penicillium odoratum, 6405 nucleotides. RefSeq names its product adenylate cyclase acyA (gene acyA). The transcript is spliced from 3 exons. Gene Ontology annotation, molecular function: protein binding. NCBI's taxonomy places the organism in Eukaryota, Fungi, Ascomycota, Eurotiomycetes, Eurotiales, Aspergillaceae. The coding region runs from base 1 to 6405 and encodes 2134 amino acids. Gene Ontology annotation, biological process: cyclic nucleotide biosynthetic process; intracellular signal transduction. The record is from RefSeq and is a predicted model, not a curated record.